Messenger RNA from Oenanthe melanoleuca, 2233 nucleotides. RefSeq names its product chromosome 22 C8orf58 homolog (gene C22H8orf58). The record is from RefSeq and is a predicted model, not a curated record. NCBI's taxonomy places the organism in Eukaryota, Metazoa, Chordata, Aves, Passeriformes, Muscicapidae. The transcript is spliced from 4 exons. Bases 951 to 1913 code for a protein of 320 amino acids.
UGCCUGGUCUGCUCUGUGCCGGGACCCCGGGGCAGGGGAAGGCGGGUUGUACCCCAAACUCAGGGUGCAGACAGGAACCCCCCAGACCCCUCAGCCCGCACCCGGGUGGGGGUCCAGGGCUUGGCAGGGGUCCGCAGCUGCGGCCCCGCUCUCUGUCUGCUCCGGGAAGGUCAGAGCUGCCCGCGGGGCUGGCGGCCCCUCCCUGGCCCGGCGCCCCUGGGAGGGGUCCGGGUUUAUUGGGGGCUGUUGGCCGAGGCCUUUGUCCUGCUCCGGGUGCUCUUAUCGCCGCUCCCCGCCCUCCGUGCCCGCCUGCACGGAGAUGGCUUUGCUCUUAUCUGGGGUUUGUUGUUAUCUGGGAUUUGCUGUUAUCUGGGAUUUGGGAGGGACCUGUCGCUUCCUCUGUCCCCCUGCAGCAGGGACAGUCCCCUCCUGCCCGGAUCUCACAGUUUGGGGUGCGCCACAGCCCCCCCGCGCUCCGAUUAAUUCCCCAAUUAAUUAUUCCAGAGCUGCUGGGGCUGCCCCUGGGUCCCUGGAAGCGCCCAAGGCCAGGCAGGACGGGGCUGGUGUCACCUGGCAGGGGGUGGCACUGGAUUGUCGUUAAGGUCCUUUCCCACCCCAACAAUUCCACGGCUCUGUGACAUCCAGGGCGGGAGGAGGAUGAUGAUGGUUCUGCGCUCUACACACGGGGAAAAAGGAAUAAAACGCUUUGAACCCUCCUGGGGUAACACGGCUGGGGCUGGGGGCGGGGCGCCCCCCCCACCCCCGCCCUGCCCCGCCCCGGGGCUGUGCCGCCCCCCAGCCCUGCCCCAUAAAGCAGCGGGGGAGCAGCGUCAGCGCUCUAUGCUCGGUACCGGAGACCCCUGCCCGGUUCCCGAGUCCCUGCCCGGUUCCCAGAGCUCCCUAUCCGGUUCCCGGCUCCCCGUUCCCGGUUUUAUCGCCGCAUCCCGAGGAUGCUGCGCCGCCGCGGAGCCUUCGCGGUGCAGCCGCUCCGUGCUGACCUGGAUGGUCCCUGGGAAUCGGCCGAGAGCUGCAUCGUGCGCACCUCCGCCAGCGUCUACCGCCGGCUGCAGGAGAGCCCGCGGCAGCCCCCGCGGGCAAUGAGCGCCCGGGCAGCCCCCCAGCCCCCCUGCAGCCCCCCGGCCGGCGGGAGGCUCCUCAAGUCCGAAUCCGAGGAUUCCGGCGUGGAGAUGGCCAGCAACGAGCACUCGCCCUCCACCCCGCUGGGCUCCGAGAGCAGCUUCUCCCUGGACGGUCUGGCGGCGGAGGAGCCCCCCGGAGGAGGGGAGGAGCCCCCCCGGGCAGCCCGGAGCCGCUCGGGCAGCCGGAGGCCGCCGCAGGCAGCGCAGCGGAGCCGGAGGCAGCGCUGCCCGCGACAGCUCGGCCGGCGCAGCGCCAGCGCCGCGGACCUGGCACAGCCGGGGGAGCCCGAGGGGGCUGCGGCCGGGGGGGCUCGGUCGCCCCGCAGCCCUCGGGACCCCCGGGCCGCGCCCGAGGUGUCGGGGCAGGGGCUGCGCUACCUGGAGCACGUGUGCCAGAUGCUGGAGCGCCUGGCGCGGCUGCAGCAGGACAACCGCGCCCUGCGGCAGCAGGCGGGGGCGAGGGGCGCCCGCCCGGCCACGCUGCCCUCCCGGCAGCCGCCGAGGCAGGAUUUGGGCACCUGGAGGGGCGAGAGGUUCCGGCCGCGCUCCUGCUCGGACAGCCAGGCACCAGCAGCGGAGCCCGGGCCGUGCCGCAGGAUUUGGGGACACUCGCUCAGCUCCCCCAGCCUGCUGGACCCCUGCGAGGGCGGCGCGGGGGUCCCGCCAGCGGACAAGGUACGGCCGGGGGGUGUCGGGGUGUUGUUGGGGGGGUCCCCGGGCCCCCCUGAGCCCGGCUCUCCCCGCAGGACGGGCGCUCGCACUGGGGCCGGGUGAAGGUGCUGCUCACCCGCCUGACCCGCCGCUCGCUGCGGGGCGGCCGCUGCAGGUAGGACGGGGCGGGUCCCGCGCCCAGCGCCGCACCUGGAUGGAGGAACUGCGUCACACCUCACCUGAUGACGUCACGCCCGCCCGGGGCCGGUCCCCGCACACCCCCUUCACCUUUUUUUUUUUUUUUCUUUCCCCCAAUAAAACUUUUUCACGGAUAAACACGCGGCUCUUAGCGAGGUGCUUGCUGUCGCGCCGUGACGUCACACCCCUAAACCCGAGCGUGACGUCACGCGAGGGCGCGUCACCGCCGCAUCACUUCCGACGCC